Messenger RNA from Aedes albopictus (Asian tiger mosquito), 2292 nucleotides. RefSeq lists its product as uncharacterized. NCBI's taxonomy places the organism in Eukaryota, Metazoa, Arthropoda, Insecta, Diptera, Culicidae. The transcript has 2 exons. Bases 493 to 1548 code for a protein of 351 amino acids. The record is from RefSeq and is a predicted model, not a curated record.
ACAGCCUGCACGCCGUAUCGAAUGAUAACGGCCAGCGAUGCGUAAACUUUGCAGCCUCCCGUGUCCGAAGCACCUUCUUCCCCCGCAAAGAUAUCCACAAAGCCACCUGGAGAUCACCCGACCAUCAAACAGAAAACCAAAUCGACCACGCUCUAAUCGACGGUAAAUUCUUCUCGGAUAUAACCAAUGUCCGCACAUACCGCAGUGCGAAUAUAGAUCACCCCGCGUCGAAGUCGAACGCCGCGACUCAACAUCGAGCAGCUGCGUAACGUAUAAGUGGCUCAUGACUACGCGCAGCAGUUAGCAGUGGCCCUACCAACGGAAGAGCAGCUUGGCGCAGCUACACUUGAAGAUGGCUGGAGGGGCAUCCAAUCCGCCAUAGGUAGUACCUCGGCUACAGCACUAGGCUUCGCGACUCCGAAUCACAGAAAUGACUGGUACGAUGGCGAAUGUGAACAGUUGAAAAACGAGAAGAAUGCAGCAUGGGCGAGAAUGCUGCAACACCGUACGAGAGCGAAUGAGGAACGUUACAAGCAGGCGCGGAACAGGCAGAACUCAGUCUUCCGGAUGAAGAAGCGCCAGCAGGAACAACGAGAUCGCGAAGCGAUGGAAGAGCUGUACCACGCUAAGGACACACGAAAGUUCUACGAGAAGCUGAAUCGCUCGUGCACAGGCUUUGUGCCACAAGCCGACAUGUGCCGAGAUAAUCACGGGAAUAUUCUCACGAGCGAGCGUGAGAUGGUCGAGAGGUGGUGGCAGCAUUACGAUGAGCACCUCAAUGGCGAUGUUGCAAGUACCGAAGGUGGCGUGGUAACAGAUCUAGGAGUAUGUGCACAGGACGAAAGACUUCCGGCCCCUGACCUCCAACAGAUUGAGGAGGAGGUUGGCCGGUUGAAAAACAACAAAGCCGCUGGAGCAGAUCAACUACCAAGCGAGUUACUAAAAUACGGUGGAGAAGUACUGGUGAGAGCCCUACACUGGGUCAUUACCAAGAUUUGGGAGGAAGAAGUAUUACCGGAGGAGUGGAUGAGAGGUAUCGUGUGUCCCAUCUACAAAAAGGGCGACAAGUUGGAUUGCGGGAACUACCGCGCGAUCACACUACUGAGCGCUGCCUACAAGAUACUCUCUCAAAUUUUAUGCCGUCGUCUAUCACCGAUUGCAAGAGAUUUCGUGGGGCAAUAUCAGGCUGGAUUUAUGGGUGAACGCGCUACAACGGACCAGAUGUUUGCAACCCGCAAGGUGUUGCAGAAAUGCCGCGAAUACAACGUGCCCACACAUCACUUUUUCAUCGACUUCAAAUCGGCGUAUGAUACAAUCGAUCGAGAACAGUUAUGGCAGAUUAUGCACGAAUACGGAUCCCCGGAUAAAGUGAUACGAUUGAUCAAGACGACGCUGGAUCGAGUGAUGUGCGUAGAUCGAGUAUCAGGGGCUCUCUCGAGUCCUUUCGAAUCUGAAGUCAGGCGAAUCGGAUUAGUCGUUAAUGUGUCGAAGACAAAGUACAUGAUGGCAAAGGGCUCCAGGGAGGAAUCACCGUGCCUGCCACCAUAAAUUCAUAUCGACGGUGAUGAAAUCGAGGCGGUUGAAGAAUUCUUGUACUUGGGCUCACAGGUGACCGCCGACAGCGACACCAGCAGAGAAAUUCAGAGGCGCAAUGUGGCAGGAAAUCGUGCAUACUUUGGACUCCGCAGAAUAAAGUUCGCAGUAACACGAUGUUAACUAUCUACAAAAUCUGAUUAGACCGGUCUUCCUCUAUGGGCACGAAACAUGGACCCUACGUGCAGAGGACCAACGCGCCCUUGGAGUUUUCGAACGGAAGGUGUUGCGUACCAUCUACGGCGGAGUACAGAUGGAAGACGCAUCAGCUGCUGAGAGAACCAACCAUCGUCCAUACCGCGAAAAUCAGGAGGCUACGGUGGGCGGGAAACGUAAUCAGGAUGUCGGACAGAAACCCGACAAAAAUGGUUCUCGAGAGUCAUCCGACCCGUACAAGAAGACGAGGUGCGCAGCGAGCUAGGUGGGUCAACCAAGUGGAGGACGAUCUGCGGACCCUACGCAGAGUGCGGAACUGGAGACAAACAGCCAUGGACCGAGUGGAAUGGAGACGGCUACUAUGUACAGCAGAAGCCACCCCGGCCUUAGCCUGAUCGGUAAGGUAAGUUAUUUUUUUUUUUGAAGAUUUGUUAUUUUUUCGAAGAUUGCUCUGACGGAAGCUUCACUUUCCCAACAUUGAUUUUUUUGGGCAUUCGUUUGCACCCAUUUUUGUUGGAGAAUGGUGCUGCAUUUUUAACCAUU